AUGGAGUCUCCGGCCAACACGACCUCUGUGAUUGAUUUGAGAAACUCAAUGGUUUCGGGUGCAGUGUCCAGCUCGCCCAUCAGAUACUCCUUCAGUAUCUCGACGAGGGCCAAGUUGCUUUCUGGGUUAAUAUGGAGUCCAGAGAUAAAUAAGAGUUUGUUGCCUGUAUUUUGUACAGAACGCGGGAUUUGGGCACCGGCCUCAGGAUACACAACAUCAACAACCGUGAAGAUGCCGGGAUCAACUUCCAUGCCCAAAACUCCAACCACAACACCGGUAACCAGUAGAAUAUUGUCCAGGAUCUCUCCAGCCAGAAUCAUCCGACCUGACUCGUCUUCCAGCAUUACCUGGUCAUUCUGCGGGUCUGAGUACGCCUGUGCUCUGAUCUGGUCGAGCUUGCUCAAAUCCGCGGAGCUCUUAACGUCCUCGGCUCCAUACACGUUAUUGCUCACGUCUUCCAGGAUAUUUGGUUUAUACUUCAUAUCCAUGAACACAGUGCCGAUCGUGUAG
This is a messenger RNA of Ogataea philodendri, 510 nucleotides long. RefSeq lists its product as uncharacterized. Bases 1 to 510 code for a protein of 169 amino acids. The record is from RefSeq and is a predicted model, not a curated record. NCBI's taxonomy places the organism in Eukaryota, Fungi, Ascomycota, Pichiomycetes, Pichiales, Pichiaceae. The transcript has a single exon.